Aspergillus melleus is the source of this 1368-nucleotide messenger RNA. RefSeq lists its product as uncharacterized. Lineage: Eukaryota; Fungi; Ascomycota; Eurotiomycetes; Eurotiales; Aspergillaceae. The record is from RefSeq and is a predicted model, not a curated record. Bases 1 to 1368 code for a protein of 455 amino acids. The transcript is spliced from 2 exons.
AUGGAGCAUUCAACCCGGUCGUCGUUGCCUGCGGUCUUUUCCCCAGCCAAGCAAUCAACGGCCCCUUGCCCUCCCAGCCACGGUUCUGCCACUGCUGGGAGCCAAAAACCCACCGUCGCCGGCGAACCGUUUGCAGUAAAUAGCGGGGGUGAUCAUGCCCACAGACUGGAGCACCCAGCUUUGCCCCCCAAUCAUGACCGCGAAGGCUUGGAGGAGCACCGUACUCGUGCCGACCACCAUGACGCGGCGGGGGACAAGUCCCCAUUUCGUCAUUUGGUCUUUGAUCCCAGCAGUUUAGAGCGUACCAGACUGAGGACACGCCACAAGCACAAGCACAGCAAGUCGCGGGAUGGCCGUCUACCUCGAAUUAUGAACCCGAUGAGUGCUUCAUCUGCUGCAAGAGGCCUGCUGCCGGCAUGGCCAAGCGGUAGAGAGAAAGAGAGCGACAUGGAUGACGCCCUGCUUCGGCCUAUCACGCGGGAAUCGACGCGAUCAGGCUACGGAUCUGAAUACCCUGCGGGCUUCGGCGUUGGUGCUAGGAAAGGAAGCUUAUUUGAUAAUAUCGACCAGAAUAGCAAACUUGGCCCGGUGAGAGGACGGGAGAUUCGUUCGAUGGAGGAUUUGGAAAUGUUAACCGAGAGAAGGACCCUUGGUGAAAAAUUCUUACGCUCCGCCCUGUCAUUGAUCGGAACCCUUGCGACAGACAUCACUCGUCGACUAGACUAUACGUACUACAAUCUACUGGAGAAGAUCGCGGCCCUCACCUCCACGAUCGCUUCAUUUCAAGAACUAUUCGAAUCUACUUCAGCACUCUUCGAUGACUUUGAGAAGGAGACCAAGAACUUGGGCCAGGAAAUCCAGAAGCAGAUAUUGGAGUUCAAAGAGUUCCGACCUCAGGUACAAAAAGUCGAGGCUUUGGAACAACGUAUGAAGGCGGGAAGGACGAGGGCCGACGCCCUGAAUGAAAGGCUUGAAGUGAUGAGAACCAGGAUUGAUUGCUGGGAGAAGAGGGAGGUGGAAUGCCAAAGACGAAUCAACCGAGGUCUUCGAAUUUUCUGGAUCGUGGUGACAACCGCGUGCGUCGCCGUGCUUGUUGCUUUGGUUGCCCAAAGCUGGAGCGUGGAGUCAUCGGCGUCUGGAGGCCCAGGUACGACGGCGAUACCAGCCCUCAACUCGUCGCGCCCUCUACAUCAUGGGAAUGAGGGCGGUCCUUCAUGGUCCUUGUAUCCGCCCGGACUGAAUGAUCGAUAUUCAGAUGUCCAAAAUCGCCAAUCAUCUCGGUCAGCCAAUACGGCCACUUCUAAUGUCGCAGCCGGGGGUGUGCAGCCGACCGAUCGAGAUCCCCUGAAAUUCCUGGAAGAGCUCUGA